CUGUGGCGAUUGCAUGGCUGUGUGCUCGAUUUUCUACACCUGUCAGUAACAGAUGUGGCUGAAAUACCUGAAUCCACUCAUUUGAAGGAGAGUACACAUACUUUUGGAUAUAUAGUGUCUCUCUUUACUCAUCCUCACCCACUCCUCUCUGUUCUCCCCUUCUCUACCCUCUCUCGCUCCUGUUACUGAAUCUUCCAUCUCUCUCUCUCUAUCCUCUCCUCGCUCCCUCCCUGCAGAUCAAGUGAAUGCACUCUGACAGCCGACUGUGUAUUCUAGUUGCUAGCACACUGCGCCAAACAAUGCAGUACAGAGGGCUAGUAGGCAAGCCAGGCUCCUUUAGCUCGACACAUAAUAAUAAUAAGAAGAAGAAUUUGUCCUAUUUCAUGUGUUAAUUGGAAAUGUGUUUUUUGCUUAUCCCAACUCUCCCUGAGACGCCCUCGGAGAGUGGAGUCACUGCAAGGGUCUGCUAUUAUCAACGGCGACCCUGGAGCAAUUCGAGUUAUGUGUCCCUCAAGGGCCACAGACAACAAUGUGGAGGCACGGUCCAGAGUGCUUGCAGAAGAUGAGACAUUUGGACUGGAGUUAAUGUUGACCUGAUGAGUGAUGAGGAGUAUGGCCUGCAAAUGGCAAACCAGUGUGGUUUGUCAAGCCCCUCCCUACUUCCGGAGUCAGGUGCUCUCUGCCCUUUGUCAAGAACUGCAGUGCCGCUUGGAGAGGGACCAGUGCCGCUUGGAGAGGGACCAGAGCUACUUGGAGAGGGACCGGAGCUACUUGGAGAGGGACCAGAGCUACUUGGAGAUGGACCAGAGGUACUUGGAGAGGGACCGGAGCUACUUGGAGAGGGACCAGAGCUACUUGGAGAGGGACCGGAGCUACUUGGAGAGGGACCGGAGCUACUUGGAGAGGGACCAGAGCUACUUGGAGAGGGACCGGAGCUACUUGGAGAGGGACUGGAGCUACUUGGAGAGGGACCGGAGCUACUUGGAGAGGGACCGGAGCUACUUGGAGAGAGACCAGAGCUACAGUGCCAUGCGAAAGUAUUCGGCCCCCUUGAACUUUGCGACCUUUUGCCACAUUUCAGGGCUGCUGAGCUCUGUGCUUAACCCUUCCAUGACCACAGCUGACCACAGCACACCUGUGUAA
This is a messenger RNA of Oncorhynchus masou masou (cherry salmon), 1143 nucleotides long. Its product is annotated as coiled-coil domain-containing protein 15-like. The record is from RefSeq and is a predicted model, not a curated record. The coding region runs from base 604 to 1143 and encodes 179 amino acids. The transcript has 3 exons. Lineage: Eukaryota; Metazoa; Chordata; Actinopteri; Salmoniformes; Salmonidae.